CAAUCCAACACCACUUGCUGGCGAAGAGAACUUUUGACAGAUCCAUCCUCAAAACAAAUCGUGUUUUUGCGUUUUUCCUCGCAUCUCGUGUAUGGGCGAAGGAAAAUUUCCUUGAAUUUUCCUGGAAAAAGUGGUGAAAACGUAAAGAAAUUGAUUUUGAAAUAGUGCCAAAAGUGAUUGAACAACCCGCACCAUGCCGCGAAUUAUGAUAAAGGGUGGUGUUUGGCGAAACACCGAGGAUGAAAUCCUCAAGGCGGCGGUGAUGAAAUAUGGCAAGAAUCAGUGGUCGCGAAUUGCCUCGCUGCUGCACCGGAAGUCGGCCAAGCAGUGCAAGGCGCGGUGGUACGAGUGGUUGGAUCCGAGCAUCAAGAAGACCGAGUGGUCCCGGGAGGAGGACGAGAAGCUGCUGCACCUGGCGAAGCUGAUGCCGACGCAGUGGCGGACGAUUGCGCCGAUCAUCGGGCGGACGGCGGCGCAGUGCUUGGAGCGGUAUGAGUACUUGUUGGACCAGGCGCAGCGCAAGGAGGAAGGGGAGGACGGGUCGAUGGAUGAUCCGAGGAAGCUGAAGCCGGGCGAGAUCGAUCCGAAUCCGGAGACGAAGCCGGCGCGACCGGAUCCGAAGGAUAUGGACGAGGACGAGUUGGAGAUGCUUUCGGAGGCGAGGGCUAGGUUGGCCAAUACUCAGGGUAAGAAGGCCAAAAGGAAGGCGCGGGAGAAGCAGCUGGAGGAGGCGAGGAGGUUGGCCGCGCUGCAGAAGAGGAGGGAGUUGAGAGCCGCGGGUAUUGGACUGGGGAACCGGAAACGAAAGUUGAAGGGGAUUGACUAUAACUCGGAGGUUCCGUUCGAGAAGACUCCGGCGCCGGGAUUUUACGACACUUCGGAGGAAUUUGUGGUUCCGAUCGCGGCGGAUUUCUCGAGCUUGAGGCAGCAGCAGUUGGACGGGGAGCUGAGGACGGAGAAAGAAGCGAGAGAACGCAAGAAAGAUAAGGAGAAGCUGAAGCAGAAGAAGGAGAAUGAUGUUCCGUUGGCGAUGCUGCAGAAUCAGGAACCGGCGAAGAAGCGCUCUAAGCUGGUACUGCCGGAACCACAGAUUUCCGAUCAGGAGCUGCAGCAGGUCGUGAAAUUGGGCCGGGCCAGUGAGAUUGCCAAGGAAGUGGCUUCAGAAUCAGGAGUGGAAACGACGGAUGCCCUGUUGGCAGAUUACAGUAUAACUCCUCAGGUGGCGGCUACUCCCAGAACUCCAGCUCCGGUGACGGAUCGCAUUUUGCAGGAAGCUCAAAAUAUGAUGGCGUUGACACACGUGGACACGCCCCUAAAGGGCGGGGUUAACACACCUUUGACCCAAUCGGAUUUCUCCGGGGCACUUCCCCAGAGCCUAGUCGUUGCCACUCCCAAUACUGUUCUGGCCACGCCUUUCAGGUCGACUCGUGGCCCAGAUGGAGCUGCCACCCCAGCAGGAUUCCUAACUCCGGGCUCCGGAGCAUUGGUUCCGGUUGGAGCUACUCCAGCGCAGCCGGGAGCGACCCCCAAUUUCGUCCGGGACAAGUUGAACAUCAACGCGGAGGAAUCGAUGUCCGUGACAGAAACUCCUGCUGCCUACAAGAACUACCAAAAGCAGCUCAAGUCAUCUCUGAAAGAAGGACUUGCUUCUCUGCCAACUCCAAGGAACGACUACGAAAUCGUAGUCCCGGACAACGAAACGGAUGAGCUGGCGGAUGAUGGCACCGGAGGGGAACCAUUGGUGGCGGAUCAAGCCGAUGUUGACGCCCUUCGAAAACAAGAGCAACGCGCCCGGGACGCCAAGGAACUAUCCUUGCGAUCGCAGGUCAUUCAACGGGAACUUCCUCGUCCCCUGGAAAUCAACAUGACCGUCCUCCGUCCUCCCAACGAAAUGCAUGGCCUGACCGAACUCCAACGCGCCGAAGAGCUGGUCAAGCAGGAAAUGGUCAAAAUUCUCAACUAUGACGCCAUCCGCAAUCCGGUGGUCAACCCACAAGCUCCACCCGUCAAAAAGAACCCCCUGACCCAGCAUCUGGCCUAUCUGGAACAACAUCCGUAUGAGGACAUUGACGAAUCGGACCUGGACGCCGCCAAAGAGCUCCUAAAAGAGGAAAUGGGCGUCGUCAAGGGCGGAAUGGCCCACGGUGAUCUCUCGCUCGAAAGCUACACCCAAGUCUGGCAGGAAUGUCUCUCCCAGGUCCUCUAUCUCCCCAGCCAGAACCGCUACACCCGUGCCAAUUUGGCCAGCAAAAAGGAUCGCAUUGAAUCCGCUGAGAAACGUCUCGAAAUCAACCGGAAGCACAUGGCCAAGGAGGCCAAACGUUGCGGCAAAAUCGAAAAGAAGCUCAAAAUCCUCACCGGAGGCUACCAAGCUCGUGCCCAGGCCCUCGUCAAGCAGUUCCAGGACACCAACGAGCAGAUUGAGCAGAACAACCUGGCCCUGUCCACGUUCAAAUUUCUCGCGUCCCAGGAGGACCUGGCCAUUCCCAAGCGCCUCGAGUCGCUCACCGAGGACGUGAUGAGGCAAACCGAGCGUGAGAAGGCACUCCAGAAGCGCUACGCACAGCUGACCGAGGAAUUCCGGGAGCUGUUCAGGGACGAGUUGGGACCACCGCAGCAGGUGCAGCAGCCGCAGUCGCAACCGCAGCAGCGCCAGCGCCGACAGAGACACGAGCAGCAACCCCCGAGGAUGCAGAACGGUAGGAAGGAGGAAGUGUUGGCGGAGGUGGAGGAGGAGGUUGUAGCGGAGGAGCAGCCGCCCCAGCAGGAGGAAGUGGUGCAGCAGGAAGCUGCUGAGGAGAGGGAACAACCGGUAGAAGAGGGGGAGCAGCAACCGGAGCAGCAGGAAGAGCAACCUCAAGAGGAUGGAGAACCGAUGGACUGCCAAAGGGAUGAUGAGGAACAAUAGUAAGGGCGGUGAAGUGGAGGCAGUCUACGGCUGAAAUCUAUAAUUAUCGACUAAUUGUAAUAAUUACUUUGUAAUAGUUGUACGAACAUUAAAUCUUCAUUAGGAUAAUGGUGAA
Aedes albopictus (Asian tiger mosquito) is the source of this 3023-nucleotide messenger RNA. Its product is annotated as cell division cycle 5-like protein. The record is from RefSeq and is a predicted model, not a curated record. Gene Ontology annotation, molecular function: DNA-binding transcription factor activity, RNA polymerase II-specific; RNA polymerase II transcription regulatory region sequence-specific DNA binding. Gene Ontology annotation, biological process: mRNA splicing, via spliceosome; regulation of transcription by RNA polymerase II. Gene Ontology annotation, cellular component: spliceosomal complex; Prp19 complex. The transcript is spliced from 2 exons. Bases 194 to 2908 code for a protein of 904 amino acids. Lineage: Eukaryota; Metazoa; Arthropoda; Insecta; Diptera; Culicidae.